Molecule: messenger RNA, 1473 nt
Organism: Coniosporium apollinis CBS 100218
Lineage: Eukaryota; Fungi; Ascomycota; Dothideomycetes
Exons: 6
Coding region: 1-1473 (490 amino acids)
Source: RefSeq, a predicted model, not a curated record
AUGGGCAGCCACAGGGAAGAAAUAAACGUCGACGUCCUUGUCAUCGGCGCUGGUCCAACCGGUCUGGGAGCUGCAAAGCGUCUCAAUCAGAUUGAUGGCCCCUCAUGGCUGAUUGUUGACUCGAAUGAGACACCAGGCGGCCUAGCCUCGACAGACGUCACGCCUGAGGGCUUCCUCUACGAUGUCGGUGGCCAUGUCAUCUUCUCUCACUACAAGUACUUCGACGACUGCAUCGACGAGGCCCUGCCGCACGAGGAGGAUUGGUACACCCACCAGCGUAUCUCAUACGUGCGAUGCAAGGGCCUUUGGGUACCAUACCCGUUCCAGAACAACAUCUCCAUGCUGCCCAAGGAGGAGCAGGUGAAGUGCAUGGACGGCAUGAUUGACGCUGCGCUGGAGGUCCGGGUAUCCAACAGCAAGCCAAAGGAUUUCGACGAGUGGAUUGUGCGUAUGAUGGGCGUUGGCAUCGCGGACCUGUUCAUGCGGCCGUACAACUACAAAGUGUGGGCCGUGCCGACUACAAAGAUGCAAUGCCAAUGGCUGGGCGAGCGCGUCGCAGCACCUGAUCUCAAGACUGUGACCAAGAAUGUCAUCCUCCAGAAGACUGCCGGCAACUGGGGCCCGAACGCGACCUUCCGCUUCCCCGCCCGUGGCGGUACCGGUGGCAUUUGGAUAGCAGUCGCCGACACCAUUCCUAAGGAGAAUACGCGGUUCGGCAAGCAGGGUGCUGUCGACAGGGUCGACGCCGAUGCUAAGAAGGUCACCCUCGACGACGGCACGACCAUCAAGUACGAGAAGCUCAUCACAACCAUGGCCGUCGACGCGCUCGUCGAGAAGAUAGGCGACAAGGAGCUGGUGGACCUCAGUAAGGGUCUCUUCUACAGCAGCACCCACGUCAUCGGUGUUGGCGUCCGCGGCGAGCGCCCGGAGCGCAUCGGCGACAAGUGCUGGCUCUACUUUCCCGAGGACGACUGCCCCUUUUAUCGUGCCACCAUCUUCUCCAACUACUCGCCCCACAAUCAGCCCGAGGCAUCGAAGAAGCUUCCCACCAUGCAGCUCGCCGACGGCAGCAAGCCUAAGAACACAUCCGCCCAGGAGGGUCCCUACUGGUCUAUCAUGCUCGAGGUUUCUGAAUCAAGCAUGAAGCCUGUGGACAACAAGAACAUGCUUAGGGACUGUAUCCAAGGUCUCAUCAACACCGAGAUGCUCAAGCCCACCGACGAGAUCGUCUCGACAUACCACCGCCGCUUCGAUCACGGCUACCCGACCCCAUCCCUCGAGCAAGAUCAUUCCUUCAUGCUUGGCGUGGAGGCCGCGGACGCAAUUGUCAACGGAGCGGUCGAGUUGACGCUGAACUAUCCGGAUUUCGUCAAUGGCCGAUCCAACAGCGAAAGGAGACUGGUUGAGGGCGCACAGUUCUUUAAGAAGAGCAUGAAGGGCAUUCGGGACCCGAGCAAGCCCUUCAAGCCGUAA